Messenger RNA from Symbiodinium necroappetens, 1278 nucleotides. The record is from the annotation of a GenBank genome assembly. Lineage: Eukaryota; Dinophyceae; Suessiales; Symbiodiniaceae.
AUGGUGAUGCCAAGGGUGCAAACAUCCUUUAUGCCAGUGGGGGAAGGAGGAGAGGUGAUGCCUCUUGUGUAUGACUUCCAGUACUGUGGCAAAGCUGCAGUCACGAAGGAUUUGGCUUACUUCUUCAAUGUGGAAGCACAACCCUCCGAAGCCGAAGAAGAGCGGCUGCUGCGACUCUACCAUUCGGAGCUGACAAAGCUUCUUGGAGCCCAGGGAGACGUCCCGCCCGAGCUCGCGGCGCUGAAAACCUCGCUGGAGCUUGCACUUUGCGAUUGGCGACGCUUUUCGGAGAUUGGCCUUGGAGGCUGGGGCGAUGAGGCCAGACAUCGAGUGCAGAAGGUCCUCGACCGGCUCGACGGUGGCCGUGCGCUGCCCAAAGAAGAAGCCUAUAUUGACGCGAUGCAAAGGGAGUACCCCGCAUCACGCAACUCUCGACUUCGUUCGUUGACACCGCCGACCCAGCGCGAGGCUGAGCGCGUUGCCGCGACGAACGAUGAUGCUGACGGCUCCAGUGACAGUGAGGUGCUGGAGCUGGUCGAGACGGUUCGGAAUCGGGCCACUACAUGGAGCCAUGAGGCCCACAAGAGCAUCAUGGAGAAGCUUGGCAUCCAGCUGCACGAAGGUGCUGAUGUUUCCUCCCCACGAGCGACUUUGCAAGUGCGACGCUGGGAGCUCAGCAAGAAAGCCAAGAUGGGCAUGGAAAAGACCAACUUCAUGGUGGUUUUUCCUAUCAUGCAGCUCGUCUUCUCACUUCCCGGGAUCAUCGGGGCCUUCGUUGCGAUCAGGCAGAGCCCCUUUGUGCAGGGCCGUGUUGAGAGCAUUGCGAUCAUGAGCGCGGGCCCUUUGUACCUUUCAGUCUUCUUCAUGAGAAUCACACUUGGGCUGAUGCAAGCAAGCCUUGGCAAUGCCCGACGAGACAGUGGCAUAAAUGUGCCGGACCAGCAUGCCUACAAGGUGGUUGGCGGGACCGCUGAUGGGGCACUGGUCCUCAUGGAUGACACAGAACCGUUCGGGCGUUUCAACCGAGCUCAACGUGCAGUCCAGAAUCACAUGGAGCAGGUCUUCCCCAUGGUCUUGGAGUUCUUUCUGUCCGGCUACGUCUUCCCUUGGACAACGGCGGCUCUGGCUUCUGGCUGGGCUGGCCUGCGCUGCUGGGGUGCCUUAUCGUAUGCCGACGAUCGCAUGGCCCGGAUCAAGGGCAACCUCCCCUCCAAUGUCUUCUUGGGCUCGAUGGCGGGCAUCGUCGUCACAACUGGGGUCUUCGCCAGCUUGAAGUGA